AUGUCCAUAAAAGAAGCUGUAACUUUUAUCAACGCAAUUGAUGUGAACAAGUUCUCCAGGCUGAUCUCCCGCAUCAUACAGAAGCUGCAUCUGAAGAGAGAGCGUACAUUCAGUGAAGAGGAGGAAGAAAAGCUCCAGGCUGCUCUCUCAUUGGAUAAACAGGCUCUCCAUCUGGUCCUGGAAACUGCUGCCUUUAUACUUGAACAGGCAGUGUAUCAUAGUGUGAAGCCGGCCUCUCUGCAGCAACAGCUGGAGGCGGUGCAUCUUGACCCAGACAAGGCUGAGGCGUUCUCUCAAGCAUGGGCCACAGCUGGACCUGAGCUGGUGGAGAAACUAAAGCACAGUACCUUCGCCCCAAAGAAGCUGGAGUAUGUGGGCUGGCAGUUGAACCUGCAGAUGGCCCAGUCCAGCCAAGCCAGACUGAAGUCUCCCAGCGCCGUCCUCCAACUGGGACUCCGCAAUGAGGACUCUGAGAGAUCUGUUCUGUGUUUGUGCCAAAUGGGAGGCAUCUUCAAGCUGUUCCUCUUUCUCUGCUAA
Molecule: messenger RNA, 537 nt
Organism: Notothenia coriiceps (black rockcod)
Lineage: Eukaryota; Metazoa; Chordata; Actinopteri; Perciformes; Nototheniidae
Gene: commd10
Product: COMM domain containing 10
Exons: 6
Coding region: 1-537 (178 amino acids)
Source: RefSeq, a predicted model, not a curated record